Molecule: messenger RNA, 2133 nt
Organism: Lentinula edodes (shiitake mushroom)
Lineage: Eukaryota; Fungi; Basidiomycota; Agaricomycetes; Agaricales; Omphalotaceae
Product: FAD/NAD(P)-binding domain-containing protein
Exons: 17
Coding region: 302-1882 (526 amino acids)
Molecular function (GO): oxidoreductase activity
Source: RefSeq, a predicted model, not a curated record
AAGAACGUCAUCUCUACAAGUUCUAUCUCCGCUCUAACAAUUAAGAGCGAAAAUAGGGUUACACUUAUUACUACUUCUGCAAUUGCGCUAAAGUUUAACUUUCUAGCUUGCUGAACAAGUCACAAUUUAGCGCGUCUUUCAAAAGUCCAGAACAUGACGCCUGCAGGCUCUUUUGGCCGACGCAACUUUCGAUCUUCUGCUUCUAUGCGGGAUCGAUCGUGUCGAGUGACGCACAUAGCGAUAUCCUUUAUAACCCUUCUUUCAAUCAUUCUUUUCGCCCAGCUGAAAACAGCUAAUCCAAAUGUCUGGUGACUGUGAAAAUGGAAGGCCGAAGCGGGUGCUUGUGGUGGGCGCAGGAGCGGCAGGAAUGGCAUGUGCCGAUACGUUGGCCCAGCAUCCGGACAGGUUUCAUGUAACCGUUGUGGAGGCUCAAAGUAAUUGUGGUGGCCAGAUGUUUUCCAUCCCGAUUGACCAAAAAGAGUUUGGCGCAAGCUGGCUUAAUCAAGGUGUACAAGGAGGUUCUCACAUUUACCAUCAUACAUUCUAUGUUUUCGAAAAGUUGAAUCAUCAUCCCCGACCUGUUGAUCUCCAGGUGUCAUUCGGGAAAGGAAACACUUUCUGGACCAAUGUUUAUCCUACCCAGCUAGUCGCGCGUCAUAGCAAAGAAAUCGAGCGGUUCUCAUGGGUCAUCAAAGUAAUGCGCUGGCUUGAGCUCAUUUUCGCUAUGAUACCCAUCAAAGUCAGCUUGAAGAUGUUUUUCUUUUCCGAUGAAUUCAUUAAUUCUAUGAUCUAUCCUAGCCUAGCGCUUUUCUUAGGCACUGGAAACGCCACACCGAACCUCCCAACAGUGAUGAUGGAGAGAUUGUACACGUCCCCAACGUAUGGCAUGUGGUAUCCCAUCGACCGAAAAAUGUUAACUUCAAACUUACCUCCGAUGGUGGUUUUCCCGGAAGCUACUGCUGUGUACACGGACUGGCAACACUCCCUCGAGAAAAAGGGCGUUUCUAUUCGACUCCAUACGCAAGUCAAGGAAGUUAUUUCUCGUUCCAAAAAGGAUGGUGUUCGCGUAUCUAUCAUCCGAAAACUGGAAUCGAACUCGUCGUUUCCAUCCGAGGAAGGGGCCAAACAACCUUAUCCGCUCAAGGAAGAACUUCUGGAAGAGACGUACGACGAAAUUGUUUUCUGUGUCUUGGCAGACACGGCCAAAAAGCUCCUAGGAAAUCAAGCUCGAUGGAUCGAAAAGAAAGUUCUGGGAGAGACGAAAUGGAGUGACGAUGUCACAGUAACUCAUAAUGAUCUGGAUUACAUGAAAAGGUGGUAUGAACUCGAGUAUAACAAAGAAGUCGCUGUUUCGGAUCUCGGCGGACGCGACGAGUCCGGGAGGGUUGAGAAGGCGAAACAGUUGUUCCAACCUAUGUAUCUCAUUAAGCAAACCCCUGCCGACCAACGGAAGCUGGAAAUGAGUUUCGAUUGUUCCGCAUUCCAAUAUCAGCUGCCAAAGGAUGUUCCGUUGGAGAAACAUAUUUUUCAGACUAUUUUCCUUAACAAAAAACACGAAGAAACUUGGUCCAAGCAUGAAAUACAACCUGACAAAAUCGUUGCCGAAAGUUGGUGGCAUCAGCUUUGUCACUCUUAUACCCAUUACCUCUUUGUCGUGCCCUUUCUUUUCCUCCUGAAUCGCGUCCGCAGCCACCGCUAUCACACCCGCUUCGCAGGCUCCUGGACUCUAGUCAACGCUCACGAAGUGGCGGUCAUUUCCGGUAUUGCAGCGGCGUAUAGUCUGGGCGCAGACUAUCCGAAAGAGUUAAAGGAAGAUCAGUUUGCAAGACUUUGCUUUAGGUUGUAUCUUCUUCUGGUCCAUUGGAGGUGGUUCUCAGGUUGAAGUGUUCUGUGGAAAUUUGGAAUUGUAACAGCAUAGUGUGUUUCUUCAUCAGUGUAGAUUUGUAUAGACUUCUCCGACUUCUCUACAGCAAUACAACAGAUAUUCGGUAUCUUCGUGACGAAAUGGUCCGGAGUGAAUUCCAGUAGAGUUCUGGCAGAAAUAAUUAAGGCCCUUGCGUGUGCUUCUCCGUGUAUCCAACAGCCUACCACGUGCCCCAAUACUGCUAGUCUACGGUACACCUUCGAUGCAGG